UAGUCUCUGCGUGUUUGGUACUUUCCUUCUUUCAUUGAUCUUUUUGCUUUGCGUUUUAAAGGGGAUUAAAAAAGUGAAAGCAAAAGGAAAAAAAGGGUUGCUACAAGAUAAUAGUGAUGGAAUCAAUAGUGAAGAGCAAGGCAGAGCUAGAAACCAAGAGCAAAACCACAUGGAAUUUGUGGGGAUCAACCAAAACAUAUAGAAAUCAAACACCAGCAUUCUCAAAUCUCUAGGAUCUCAGAAUUUCAGGAAAAAAAUGGUUGCUUGUUUCUCGAGAAAAUUCUCCUUUAUUAGUUCUUUGUCUUAGCUCAUUUGGUGCUCAUUCUACUACUUACCUUUUGAUUCAUAUUUUCUCCAUCUGGGCUUCAGUCAUUAGCAAGAUAAAAGCCUUUUUAGCAUCUGGAUAUUGAUCAAGAAGCAGUUUUUAUUUUGCUUUUGAAGUGAACAGGUUAGAAAGAAAGAAAAUUAAAGGAAGUUCCUUUAAAGGGUAAUGGUGGGUUCAGCUUACGUGGUUCUGAUUCUGAAAGGACAUCUUUUGCUUGGAUAAGGCGAAGAGAGAGACUUUAGCUUCACGUGAAGAAUGGCUGGUCAUGAUUGUGCUGAUCAGAGGGCAUUGGUUUUUCAGAGAAAGUAGAAUUUGAAUGAGCUGAGAGAUUGUAGAGUUUUGACAGUAUGGAAAUAAAGAGUUUGAUGCUAUUUAGACAGGGGCUACUGGUUUUGGCAUUGAUGGGUAUUUCCUCAGCUACUCUUUCUCCUACUGGUAUAAACUAUGAAGUGGUUGCUUUAACGGCCAUUAAAUUUAAUCUACACGACCCGUAUAAUGUUCUGGAGAAUUGGGAUUCGAAUUCUGUUGAUCCAUGUAGUUGGAGGAUGGUUACUUGCACUCCAGAUGGCUAUGUUUCUGCUUUGGGGCUUCCUAGUCAAAGCUUAUCUGGGACCUUAUCUCCAUCAAUUGGGAACCUUAGCUACUUACAGUCAGUGUUGCUUCAGAAUAAUGCUAUUUCAGGUCCAAUUCCAGCUACCAUUGGAAAGUUAGAGAAGCUCGAGACUCUUGAUCUUUCCAACAAUACUUUCAGUGGUGAAAUACCCACCUCCUUGGGAGACCUGAAGAACCUAAACUAUUUGCGGUUAAACAACAAUAGCCUAACUGGAGCCUGCCCAGAUUCUUUGUCAAACAUUGGUGGUCUCACUCUUGUGGACCUGUCUUAUAAUAAUCUGAGUGGUUCUCUGCCAAAAAUAUCAGCAAGGACUUUCAAAGUUAUUGGCAACCCUUUAAUUUGUGGACCUAAAGCAGGCAACAACUGUUCUGCUGUCUUUCCAGAGCCUCUUUCUCUUCCUCCAGAUGGUCUAAAAGCUCAACCAGAUUCUGGAUCAAAAGGCCAUCGUGUAGCUGUUGCUUUUGGUGCUAGCUUUGGUGCUGCUUUUUUCAUCAUACUGUUUAUAGGAUUACUUGUUUGGUGGCGAUAUAGAUUCAACCAGCAGAUUUUCUUUGAUGUUAAUGAACAAUAUGACCCGGAAGUAUGCUUGGGCCAUUUGAAAAGGUAUGCAUUUAGGGAGCUUAGGGCUGCUACUGAUCAUUUCAACUCAAAAAAUAUUCUUGGGAGAGGUGGAUUUGGGAUAGUGUACAAGGGAUGCUUGAAUGACGGGACUUUGGUGGCUGUUAAAAGGUUGAAGGACUACAAUAUAGCCGGUGGUGAAAUCCAAUUUCAGACAGAAGUAGCGACAAUAAGCUUAGCUGUCCAUCGCAAUCUUCUCAGGCUUUCUGGAUUCUGCACGACUGAGAAUGAAAGGCUCCUGGUUUACCCCUAUAUGCCAAAUGGAAGUGUAGCAUUUAGACUAAGAGAUCACAUUCAUGGUCGGCCAGCUUUAGACUGGACUAGGCGGAAGAGGAUAGCCUUAGGUACAGCUAGGGGGCUUGUAUAUUUGCAUGAACAGUGUGACCCAAAAAUUAUUCAUCGUGAUGUUAAAGCUGCCAACAUUUUGUUGGACGAAGACUUUGAGGCAGUUGUUGGAGAUUUUGGGUUGGCAAAGCUCUUAGACCACCGAGAUUCUCAUGUUACUACGGCAGUUCGUGGUACUGUUGGUCACAUUGCUCCCGAGUAUUUAUCAACUGGUCAGUCAUCAGAAAAGACAGAUGUAUUUGGGUUUGGGAUCCUGCUCCUUGAGCUAAUCACAGGUCAGAAAGCCUUGGAUUUUGGACGAGCUGCAAACCAGAAGGGUGUAAUGCUCGAUUGGGUAAAGAAGCUGCAUCAGGAAGGUAAUCUUAGCCUGCUGGUGGAUAAGGACCUAAAAGGCAAUUAUGACAGAACUGAGUUAGAAGAAAUGGUUCAAGUUGCCCUUUUAUGCACUCAAUUUAAUCCUUUACACCGACCAAGAAUGUCUGAGGUAUUAAGGAUGCUAGAAGGUGAUGAUUUAGCAGAGAAAUGGGAGGCCUUACAAAAGGUUGAGACACCAAGGUUCCGCCCAUGUGAUAACCCUCCUCAAAGAUACUCUGAUUUUAUAGAAGAAUCUUCACUUGUGGUAGAAGCCAUGGAGCUUUCUGGUCCUAGGUGACAAAAUGUAUGCCUUGAAACUUUGGUGCCUACUCAAUUGCAGAGCUCUGAAAUGCGAAAAAUAUGUGAUUGGUGUUCACAUUUGUCGAAUGCUUGUAUUCAUCUGUAAAAAGCAAGAAAAAAAAGAAGAGGGAAGUAAUGGAUAAGCUUCUUGUUCUUCACUAGAAGAAGAGUUGAGCUUCUGUCAAGAAAUUUUGUUAAAUUAUUAAGAAAUAUGUAGCAUGUAGUUUCUCCAUCUGCACUUGCGGUUGGUCUUCCUCCCUUAUCAAUCUGAUAGCAUGCAUUUUA
Molecule: messenger RNA, 2840 nt
Organism: Durio zibethinus
Lineage: Eukaryota; Viridiplantae; Streptophyta; Magnoliopsida; Malvales; Malvaceae
Product: protein CLAVATA3 INSENSITIVE RECEPTOR KINASE 1-like
Biological process (GO): protein phosphorylation
Molecular function (GO): protein binding; protein kinase activity; ATP binding
Source: RefSeq, a predicted model, not a curated record